UUAUUCAUUUAUGUAGAUGGAAAUUCCCACAUUCAGAAGGGCCCCUAAUGGGACCCUUCUGUUGAAGGCUUCGGCCGAAGCCCAAGCCCUUGCCCACCGGCCCCCUGGCAGCCAGGCCCCCUACAGGGCCAAGCAGCCACAGGAGGUGGAUGCGGAGGCCUGGGCCCACGUCAACUCCGAGGGUGGCGACACCACCAAUGCCACCCUCAUCCUGAGCCGGUGGAAGGUCCAGUUUGGUAAAUACCAGGGGAAGACCUUCCACUGGCUGCUGGAGAAUGACGUGGGCUACAGUGUUAAUCUUGUGGCCUCCCACAAGAAGGAGCGAGAGAGGACAGGGUCUCAGUCCCCGCUGAUGGCCAACAAGGAUGCCUUCACCCGCUACUCCUCGGCGUCCCCUGACUUUGUGGAGGCAGUCAGGUUUCACCAGGCGUUCGAGGAGGCGCGGGUGAAGUCCCUCCAGCCCGGGCAGGAGGGACAGGCACUUGUUGGCUUCGGGGACUUCAAAUUUGAGACCCUGCAGAGCCUGUAUGAGUCUGGGGACUCCAAAAAGAUCCGCUUUGUCAACUACCUCCGGAGGAAGGCGCCAGCUCCCGGCACGCAGAUGGAGAACGCCGUCCACUAUGUCCGGAAGAGAGACAGAGAGCAAAGAGCCAGCGCUGCUGCUGCAUCCACCACAACUGCUGCUGCAUCCUCCACCACCACCACCACCACCAGCAGCAGCAGCAGCAGCAGCAGCAGCGCGGCGGCAGCCAAGCCUCUGUCUCGGCCGCAAGCCAGAGAGCCAAGAGUGUCUCACAACCUCUUGGAUCUGCGCUUGCGGCCUUUGUCUCCGGGCGGCGUUCUCUGUCUGCGGUGGAAAUGCAGGCCAAACUGAAAAAGUUGGUCCCCAAGCCUGCAUU
This is a messenger RNA of Etheostoma spectabile (orangethroat darter), 899 nucleotides long. RefSeq lists its product as uncharacterized. Lineage: Eukaryota; Metazoa; Chordata; Actinopteri; Perciformes; Percidae. Bases 17 to 874 code for a protein of 285 amino acids. The record is from RefSeq and is a predicted model, not a curated record. The transcript has 4 exons.